AUGCGUUUCCUGUGCUUCGCAUUGCUUUGCGGCGUUUUUUUCCUCCUCACAAAGGUCGAUGCUGCCUCGACGGUGACGGACUCGAAAGUUUCCACCACGGCUGUGGCUUAUUCGACUUCUGUGGAUACCGUCCCCACCAAAAGCCUCAGGGGCGAUAAAAGUAAUAACGGCGAGAGCGAGGAGAGAGCGUUCGGCAUCAACGCGAUUCCUGGUCUCAAGAAGAUCACAAACUUCGUCGACAAGCAGAAGACCGCGAGUUGGCUGAAGAAGGGAAAGGUCGCAGACGAUAUCUUUGCCAAGAUGAAGCUGUGCCGGCCGAGAAGCUGUUCGAGAGCCCCAAGUUCCUCGCAUGGGCCAAGUACGUGA
This is a messenger RNA of Phytophthora sojae, 366 nucleotides long. RefSeq lists its product as hypothetical. The transcript has a single exon. The record is from RefSeq and is a predicted model, not a curated record. Lineage: Eukaryota; Oomycota; Peronosporomycetes; Peronosporales; Peronosporaceae. Bases 1 to 366 code for a protein of 121 amino acids.